AACAGUUGCCAUUUAACCAGGCCGUUGUGAUAACUGUAAUUAGCACUUGCUGAAAUUAUUUUCACAGGGCUGGGAAAGAAACCCAAAGUCGUGAGUCUGGCGGAGCCCUGCGUGUUUCCAAACGCCCUGCUCUGAGUUCAUCCCACCAGUAAGGCUGUGCAGCGUGAGAACUGAGUACUUUGUAACUGGGUGUGCCUGAAUGCAUCAGCCUUUGGAUGUGAGCGUCUUCUCUUGAAACAGCCUCUGAUACCCAACUGCCUGCUCUCUUGGGGGGUUCCUUGGAAGAGCCUGUCCGUACAUCUGUCGGGGUGCCUGAAGGGGCUGCCUUGCUUCCAGAUCUGAACCAUGUCCCACCCGUCCUGGCUGCCACCCAAGAGUACCAAUGAGCCUGUUGGUCAUGUUACUGCAAGGAUGGAGACCACGCACACCUUUGGGACUCCCAGCAUCUCAGUGUCCACCCAGCAGACUCCAAAGAAAUUUGCACCUGUUGUUGCCCCCAAACCAAAGUACAACCCAUACAAGCAACCGGGAGGUGAUGGGGACUUUCUUCCUCCCCCACCACCUCCUGUGGAUGACCUCGGGAAUAUCACAUCAUCACAAGGUGCCUUUCCUCCCCCACCCCCUCUGGAUGAUGUUACUUACAAUGUGCAGGUGAAUCCUGGUGGCAAGACGCUUGAAGAGAGGCGGUCCAGUCUAGAUGCAGAAAUUGACUCUCUGACCAGCAUCCUGGCCGACCUGGAGAGCAGCUCUCCAUACAAACCUCGGACUCAACAGGUCUCCGGGACCUCGAGCAGCUCCGCCGCCACCACCCCAUCUGUGUCUACCCCUGUUACUGGCCACAAGCGGAUGAUCAUCCCCAACCAGCCUCCGCUGACCGCCACCAAAAAGUCCACGGCCAAGGGCCCAGGGCAGCCGGCGCCCAUCCCGGUCACUCCCGUGGGCACCCUGAAGCCGCAGCCAGUGCCGGCCUCCUACGCCACGGCCUCCACACCCAGCCGCCCGGCCUUCAACGUCCAGGUGAGGACGGCACAGCCCAGCCCACACUACCAGCCGCCCGGCCCGCAGCCCGCGCACUAUGGCAGCCUCGGGCACGGCCAGCCCUACGCGGCCCCGCCAUCCCGCCAGCCCGCUGCCCCACAGUAUGGAGCGCCUCAGCCCCACGGGCCCGACUACGGCUACGCUCCACCGCCCGCCCGGCCUGCGGAGCCCGCCUAUGGAUACGCACCUCCGCAGGGCCGCUACCAGGACCCCUACUACGGGGGGUACGGAGGAAGGAACGGCUCCGAAGCACCCUAUGUGCCGCAGAGCUCCUGGAAGGCUGAGCCAGCGUAUCCUGCUAGUAAUGCCAUGGGCCAGGCUCCUCCUGGCCUCUACCAGCCACCAGGCACUAAGAAGACGUAUAUCACUGACCCGGUGCUGGCCCCGCAGCCACCCACCCUGCAGCAGAAGAGUGGAUAUCCAAGCUCUGGACCUGCAUCAAGCACUCCCUCCUUCAGGCCUGAGGAUGAGCUGGAGCAUCUGACCAAGAAAAUGCUGUAUGACAUGGAGAAUCCUCCCUCUGAUGACUACUUUGGCCGCUGUGCCCGCUGUGGGGAGAAUGUUGUUGGAGAAGGCACCGGUUGCACGGCCAUGGACCAGGUCUUCCAUGUGGAGUGUUUCACCUGCAUGAUGUGCAAAAGCAAGCUGAGGGGACAGCCUUUCUAUGCAGUGGAGAAGAAAGCCUACUGUGAACCCUGCUAUAUUAAUACUUUGGAGCAAUGCAGUGUCUGCGCAAAGCCCAUCAUGGAAAGGAUCCUCCGAGCCACUGGGAAGGCCUAUCAUCCCCACUGUUUCACCUGUGUGAUGUGCCAUCGCAGCCUGGAUGGGAUCCCCUUCACUGUGGAUGCUGGCGGGAACAUCCAUUGCAUCGAGGAUUUCCAUAAGAAAUUUGCUCCGAGAUGUUCUGUGUGCAAGGAGCCCAUCAUGCCGGCCCCAGGACAAGAGGAGACCGUACGCAUUGUUGCCUUGGAUCGUGACUUCCAUGUCCAGUGCUACCGAUGUGAGGACUGUGGUGGCCUCCUGUCUGAAGGGGACAAUCAGGGCUGUUACCCUCUGGACGGGCACAUCCUUUGCAAGACCUGCAACUCUGCUCGGAUCCAGGCUCUGACUGCCAAGGCCAGCACUGAUCUCUGAGUAUCAACUGUGACCCUCCCCAGGAUGCCCAUCGGGGGAUAUUGCACAAGCUUUGCAUGAUUUCUUUCCAGGCUAGGGUCUGAAUCUCUAUUUAAAAAAAAAAAAAAAAAAAAAAAAAAAGGAAAACUGGAAGGCCUUGGAACAAGAGGGCACUUUGAGAGGCCAUGUUCAGACUGCCUGUGACAAGCAUCUAAUUUAGACACAACUGUUCAAGAGGGCAGUGAGUCAGAACAGCUGCUGUAUCUGCAGCUGAUGGAGUUAAGUGGUCACAGCAGCUAAGUUACAUGCCUGUAGAAGGAGGUCUGAACAUGGUCCUGCCUACGUUUGUGUUUGAUUCCUGUCUCUUAAGAAGUACAUGAAGGUAGAAGGUGAAAGAUGGCUGAGCUAGUUAUUUCUCCCAAGUUAUUUUGAGAACCUGGCCAGCUCUCAUUGAAGUCAUGGGGAGGUUCCCUUUGACUUUAAUAGGAUCUGUGUCACCAGCAGAAGUAGCUCCACUGCCCUAGGUGUGAGAGCAGACCCAGCAUUAACGCAAACAGUGCAACUGCAACUGUACUGCACCUGAGUGUAGGUGUGACCUUGUAUCCCUGGGACACAGAUUUGUUAUUUCUUAGGCCCUUACUUGUCUCCAUUCCCUUCCAGUUAAUAGGGUUUUUUCUUUUACUCAUGAAAUUUUACUUUGCUAUUGCAUAAAUUUAUUCAGUAGUGAUGCUUCCAAUUCACAAUGUAUGAGCAAUCACAGAAGGAUGUGAGCUUGCACACUACACUACACACACACACACACACACACACACACAACAUGCUUUUGAUUUACCAGAGACAUAAGCCGGUCAUGGCACUGGAAAUACAUUUCUAAAAUCCCAGUGGUUAAAAAAACCCAAAAUUACUGCAUAGAACUGCAGUGCAAAGCGAUGCUCAAAAAAAUCUUACACCACUCUGUCAUACACCCCUUCUAGUGGGACCACUGGCAGUGUUGGUCUCUGGGUAAACAUUUAAGCAAUAGAAUCUUGUUCCACCUCCUGUUAUUGCAAUGUGAGGAUUUUCCUUCAACCGUAACAGGGAUUGAAUCAAGCCUUAGGAUGAUAUUCAUUUCUCUGAUGUUAACACACAUGAUCUGGAGUUCUCAUUAAAAAAAAUCAAGGAUCUUGUUUCAACAGCAGCAAAAAAGACCCUCCUAAAUACAUACUGUUGUUCAGUUUUUAUCUUAAGAAAGCUAAAGAAGGUAUUAAACCCUUCACUAUGCCAUUCUAGAAAGUAAGCAUCUUUUUUCCUCUUCUGUUUUCAUCCCAGCCACUUAUAACUUGUCUCUGGUGAAAUUCAUAGCAGUAGAGUGCUAGGCCAGCAGCAGCAUUUUCAUUUUUGGUCCAGAAUUAAUACAUAUGCCAAGGUAAAUAAAAACUGGAUGCAGAUAAUCUUUUUUUUAUAUAAUAGUGGUUGUUGGGUUCUUUUAGUUUGGUUAAUUAAAAAAAAAAUCAAAAAAUUAGAAAUCCACAGCACACUGAGCAGCUAUAAUAUUCUUGUUCAUGAAACCCAUAAUAACUAAGGUGCAAAUUACAUAGUGAGGGAGUAAUUUUCAUAUCACUGAAUUGACAUUAAUAUCUUAUUUGCAGAUGUAAUCAAAGAAAAUACCUUUCUUUGCACUUAAAUUAAGAAGCAGAACUGAAACAGUUUCAGGCUGAUUGACCCAUAUAAGUGACAAACUGGCACUUUUCAAGAGUAAGUUAUAAGAAUUUUUUUCAUGCUCCCACUGAAAAACAAUAAGAAAUGUGGUGCUUUCACCUUUAUAUGAGAUUUCUAUUGUAGAGAAUGAUUAUAUCUACUAAUGCUGAAAAGUUAGAUGAGCUGGAAUGACAGGAAACAAAGAGGAAAAAUUGUGAUGUGAUACUGCACCUCCUGCAAAUGGUGCCUUUCCUUUCAGUUUAGCAGUACCCUUUAUGGAAGAGCACUGAAAUUCAAUAGCUUCAGCUAUGUACAGUAAAUUCAAAUACAGAAAUACCAGUCUGAAACCUCUUGUUACUUACAUGGUUUAUAUGUUGGCAAACUCCACCAGUGUCAGGGAAGUUUCCCAAAAUUCACAGCUUAAAAUGAAUCCUUCUUUGUAGAAGGGUGGCAUCAUUGAGCAAAAGAAGUCCUUCACCAGCAUAGAGGCUGUGCUGAAGCAGUUUGCCUUUUUAUACUGGCAUUCAAAAAUUUUACUGCCUCAGACAUAAACAGAUUUUUUUGGCACCCUGGCUCAUGCCAGGUUCCACCUGGGCUGCUGCUCCCUGAACCCGUGGCAUGUAAGAUCCUUCUGAGCUCGCUUUUUUACACACAGUCUGCACCACCACCCAUCAAAAAAAGCUUGCAAAUAUUGUGGAAAUAUAGUUUGAACUAACCCUACUAAAACACAGGAGGUCAGUGCUGGGACUGAUAACACUUGUAUCCUUGUUGAGGAUUUUGCAUCUCUACAAGCACAAGUCAGGAUGUGAUACACUCAGAUGCAGAAUAAGCCAUUCGGGAGGCAGCAAACCUAGCUCUGAUCUUCCUUACCCUUCCUAGCAUUAAAUCAAGUGGCUGAUGAGACUCUUCUGAAUAACACUGGGGUAAUUGAUGGAAAGAAGCUGUUGUACCUUCCAGCAGAAUGUGGCUUAGACCAAGGAUGACUCAAGUCCAGAGCCUUUGGGCUUUUUAUGGCUCUGCCAUAGGCUGGACUGGAGCAAGUCAUAUGGCUUCUUGUCUUCCACCGUCUGCAUGAGAGAGCUUCUUUCCAAUUUCCCAGACACAUUUUGGGAAUUAAACUAGUCACAGAUUGGUCCAAACUGCUGAUUUUUGGAGUUCUAUUUUCUCUUUCCAGAAAAGCUUACUGGUAUGUAGGUUUGGGCUUCCAGCCCAUUUCAAAGCACAGGGCCAGCCAGGAGAUCUAGAUCUAGAUCUCUGUUAUUAGGGUGCUGUUGUGAGUUGGGCUGGCAUGCAGGGAGGUAAGAGUCAAACUUUUCAAGCAUUAAAUACUCCAUGGAUGAAAUAUGAUUAACAAAGAUUGAGCAGUAUUGAUAUUUGAGGUACUGUGGCAAGUUUUUAGAGCUGACGCAUCUGUGAAAAGGUACUAUGAUGGGUGAGUUUUUUCACCCCAAAACACCAAAACCAUCUGCCUGUUGGAAGGAGUGAGUGUUCGAAACACUCUUCUUUAUCUUCUGUGGUUUUCCCUUUUAAAAUUGCUAUAAAUCUAUUUGAAAAAUAUUGUAUGUACAUCACAGAGGCUCUCAUCACCCACAUGGGUAUGGAAAUCUCCCCUCUGAUGCUUCAGGAUUUAAUUAGGAAAUUCUGGUGGACGUAUCUCAAUUGCACUGCAAUUAAGAACCACUGGGAUAUUGCUUCAUCACCAUAUUUAUCACAUACUUUUAAUAUAUCCUGUUUAUCUGUUCCAAAGAAGGAGUCUUUUUGCCAAAGAGCCCCUGCUUUUCUUAAGGUGGACUUAGCCAUGACAAAAAUUCACAUCUUCUGUGGCUGUGGUAAUGUCCAAACUGUUCCUUUCAGAAAGAAUUGGAAGAUCACACAGACAUUUCUGUUCAAUUCUUCAGUUUCUGCUUAUGCUCCUUUGUCCUUGUCUAGCAUUUGUUGGCAAGUAAGGCCUGAUCCCAUGAUUUGUGUGGCCACACAGGCCUCAGGAUCAGGUUCUAAUUUAGCAAAAUAUUUAAGUUCUGGCGUUAGUUUAAGCACAGACUUAAAGCCAUUGCGUGGUGUGACGUAAGCCAUUAACACUAGACUGAUUCUGCAUCACCUGAUCAUACAGAUUUGAUCUGGGUAGGAUGUGGGCACAGUCAAAUUUCUGUCAAAUUACCCAGAACACAUGAAAUGGCUUCUGUGUCACCCUUAUGCUCUUGCUGCAGGAGAGCCACCUGGCUGGUGGCUGAUUGAAUGUAACAUUUGGGUGACAGGAGGGUGAGGUAUUACAAGAUGAGUGCUUUGUGUUGGGUGGCUGUGGCACCUUCCAUAUGGCACAAGUAGCCCUACAGCCAGGUUUACUGUAUCUUUGAGGGAUGGCUUUAAAACUGUCUGCUUAAACUUUCUCCAGAAGAUUGGGUUGCCUUGGUUACAGCCCAAUCCUUAAGCAUAUCCCCAAGGCUAACGCUCCUAUUUUGUGAAUGUGGUUCGUUUUAUUGUCAUUUUAAUCACUGAACAUUGCUUUUAAGAACAGAAAACAACACCAUUUUUUUAGUGUAUCUGAUAAUGCACCUUUAAUUUGAGGGUUUGUUUUUGGGUUUUUUUUAAUAUUUUAAUUCUGAGAUUUUUAUCAUGGCUGCAAAACACUCGGGUAAUGAUUGAAUCAUAGAGGUAUGGAAGUACCAAAGUGUUCAUCACAGUGAACUCUACAUAAUAGCAUUCAUCCUGAUGGCAGGAGUGAGGCUUUCCCAAGGCACAGGCCUUAAGUUGACUUUCUGCUUAUCAGCAAAAUGUACCUGAGAAGAAAGAGAAAAAAAGUGUCUUAUAAGAAAUGGUGGUUGUUAAAGAGAAUAUGCAACAAGUCACUCUGAAGUCUCUUUGGACCUGUUACAGCUGCUGACUGGCCAUGGUUAGUGAAGCAUGACUUAGGUUUGAUAAAUGCUGUUUUCUUUUGAUUUGAGAAAGUCUGGCAGGCAAGGGAUAACAGGACCCAGGAGAAGGUUCUUGGGGGAAAUUCUGUGUCUUUGCCCUCCAUCAGCAUCGGAUAUAAAUGUUAGACACCUGGUGCUUCAGCUGAAUGGCUCAGAAAGGGUUUGAGUUUGUAAGUGGUUUCUGUUGAUAUCUGGUUCCUACAGUUGGUUCAUCAUGUUGAUUUGCAGUUUGUUCACUAAGCUGGGUUGACAACACCUCAUACAGAUUUCAGUGCUGCAAGUCAUGGCUAUCAGGGGGGAGGGCUGCUGAAGAACCUCACUGUGGUGAAAUUCCCAUGAGUAAACACUAGUGAUGGUACCUGAGUGUUUGUUGUGGAAGGAGAGCAGGAACUACUCGGUAACCUAGAAGUUAAAAAAGUACAAACGAGGAGAGCUGUGAGAACACUAUUUCCAGUUGGAGCUGGUUGCAAUUUUUACACUAAAUUACAUGAUAUCAGAAAGACUGUUUUUAGUGAGAAAUUCUCUCUUUUUGCAAUGUUACCCACAACAUUUUUUGUUGUUUUUUUUUUCUCUUGUGAUUAAAAUCAUAUUGAAUUUUUAUCUAAGUAAAUUUCAGAAUUGUUAACAAAUAUUUUCAUUUCUCAAAUCCCCAUGUCUUCUUUCAGUUUUUUUGAGUAGUUCUUGGGUUUCUUCUGCUGGUAAUUUAAAGUUUCUGUGACAGUUUUGAAAACUUCUUUGGAUAAAAAUUUGCUUAAAAAAAAGCACAUCUUCUUGGGAAAUGAUUCAAUAUUGGACCUAGUGAAAUAAAAAAAAGCUUUGAAUCUUCUCACGAGAUAUUUUUUCCCUAUUUUUAACCAGUUUUGCUAAUUUUGAAGUCACUAUUUCCUUUGUUAGAACAAUCCAAAUAAUGUGACUCUUCUCAAAAUAACAGUUUUGUUUCUGUGUGGUUCAUUUUUCUUUCCCAUCUUCAAGCUGUGGAGUGGCUGGCUAUGGGUACUGCCAGUGUCUUUUUCUGUGGCAAUUGCAGUUUUCUUCUUUGUUUUUAUCUUGGGGUUUUUUGUUUGGUUUUUUUUUUCCCUGAAAUUACUGAAGAAUAUAAGCACAUUAUGGCAACUGCCAUGGAGAUCAAGAGAUACUGAUUGAACUUCAUCUCCACAUACCUUUCUGGGCUUGGGAAUGGCAUUUCUCCUUAGACAUUUCUAGAAAUAUUACCUGGCUUCCUCAGCAUUUCAAGUGUGAGUUUGCAACAGUCGAUUGUCCGACUGGCAUUUGGAGCCUGAAACAAAAUAGACUUUACACCUGUGAAAUUAUAACAUUCAUCCAGCAUCUAAAAAUCUAAUAGAAAAAAGAUAACCUUGGUAGGUUUCCUGGUGGACAUUGGGGAACAGCUUUUACUUCAGCCUGAAAAUUUUCUGCUGAGAUCUGAAAAAACUGAGCUCCACACUCUCUGGCAUAUGCACAUGCACAUAAAGUGGUUGUGGGGCUAUAACUGAGUAGAGAUACAGGCUGCAAUAUUGAGUAGUGCUACUUAUACCUCACUGGGCUUUACUCCUGACUACGUGUCCCUGGUCUCUUUGGCUUCAUGGUACAUGUGGAAGCAAGAGAGUUCAUCAUGGGUAGCAAGAGCAUUCAGUUCCAACAUUUUUAUUUUUUUUUAAAUUUUGUUAUUUGUCCACUUUUCUCAGCCUACCAGGAUAUUUUAGAGACUGAGGAAAGAAACAGAAGGCCCAGGUUUUGUAAUUAUCAUUGCAUUACUAGGGGUUAGAGACCCUCCCCGGGAACAUCACACUUGGGGUGUCUCUGCUUUCCUGCCUCUGCCUCCCUUUGUCCACAAGCCACUCUCUUACCCACUUUUUCCAUUUCCUCAACGUGCACUCAUCUUUGCAGUGAAGAUGGUUUGUUACUUGCUUCACCGAGGUAUUGUGAGUCUUAGUUAGUAGUUGGAAAAACUUUUUUGGAUCUUUAAUCAAGUAGUUUUGUGUGUCCUUAGUAUCAGUGGCCUGCCGUAUGGAUAUCAAAGAAAAUUGUUAUAAUUAUUGCUUUUAAAAUUAUUAUGAAAUUGUGCCUUACUUUUUCAGUCAUAUUUAACCAUGUAAUUUAGAACCACAUGAUUGCAGGGAUUUACCAUGAAGAAAUAUGUUUGAAGGAUAGUUUGUUUUUUAAUAUUUUUUUUGUCCAUAAAUGAAUUUAUUAGCUUAUCCUUUUUUAUUUUUUCCUCCAGUUUUAUUCCUUUAACAUGUUUGUGUAAAAGGGCAGCCUGAAUUUGCAUUUGUGAGAGACAGAAGAUUUUAUUUGGUCUUGUAUGUAGAGCUUUCAUUUUCUUUUAUGUUCCUUCAGGAAAAUUCCUCUCUGCCCAAUUACUCAUGCUGAGAUGUCUUUAAAUGCAGGCUGACCAGUAAGGGUUUUUUGUUGUUGUUUAAUUUAGUGUGUGGUUUGCUUUGGGGUUGUGGUUUUUCUUUUAAUUAACCAGAUAUUGAGUGCUGGGGAGCCAUUGCACAUUAAUGCAGAACGUUAAUGCUAAUUUUCAUAGAAAAGACAAAAUUAGAGUCUUUCCCUGUCUCCAGUGUAGUUUUGUUACUGCUCUGUGUACAACACUAAUAUUAAGCCAGACUGUAAAGGCUAAAUACUCAGAGUGACCUACUUCCAUUCACCAGCAAGAAUCCUUUGUCAGCUGACUCCUGUUUGUUUGUUCAUUUUUGAAUGUCGGAUUACAGAACGAGCAUCUCCUAAAGAUGAAAGAAAACAGUGUUUUCAUGUGCAGGAAAUUUGGGGUUGCAGUAACAGAACAUUUUCUUUGUGAAUUUGGAUGUCGUGGUGUUUUAAGCUCCUGCCUGGAGCCUAAAUCAAUUUGGCCUCUCAUCCAGUUCAUCUAACUGGUGCUCCUAAAAGGCUGCAGCCCUGCAAAAGCUCAUGCAGCAUUUUUGGCUGCUUUCCCUUGCUCCCAUUUGGUACAUAUUUGCACAAUUUAACUGAGCUUUUCUUUCUGCUGAAGGUCAGAUGCAAGCGAUACGAAACACUAAACUUUAUAAACAAGCAAAGCCAUUUCAACCACAGCAUUUUGGACUAGAAUGGAUUUUUAGGUGGCGCUCUGUCUGCUGGCCUUUGGAGAGGGGAUCCUGAAACUACAGUGGACUGGAACAGGAUGCAAAGCCACAAGCCUUGUUUUUUUUAAUAAACUACUUACUGUAAUCCAGCUACACAGUUUCAGCCUCACACUUCAGAAGAAGCUUCCAGUAGCUAUGCACGUACAGGCACUUUCUCUCUUACAGAAAGUGAAACUUUCCCAACCAGAGUAAAUUUAACCUAUUGCAUAAGAUGCUGGAAGGUUUUUUUUCCUUGGGAUUCUCACUGUAACCUCUGUGUGUAAAGGAUGAAUAGCUUUCUUUUUCCCUCUUUUUUUUUUUUCUGACAAGAUUAGAUGUUGCAUAUUGAUGAGCUAGCAUUUCAAAGGUCCGUGGGGCUUUGGAACGUAUUAAGAAUCUCUGAAGUUUAAUAUUCACCAUGUUUUAAAUAUUCAGAAGGAAAAAUCUGCAUAAAAUGGCUUUUGAUAAAUACGUUCUAGGGAUUCUUUCUAUCUUACACAGGCGUUGUGGGGAUUGUGGCUGUGCCAGUUUUGUUCCAAAGUAUCUUUUGUUUCGGUGUUUCAGGACCAUUUUGCUCCCAUUUGUGUGCCCAGUGCCUGUACUGAAGUCUGUUAUGGUUUCUACUGGAACUGUACAGCAGGCAGGUGGAUGUGACUAAGAAAAGCCUCAGCUGAGCAUCAGAACUCCCGAGGAUCUGCUUGGUGCCUCCCCUCCUUACAAUGCCUGGGCACAUCCAGCCUGUUUCUGUGCCUGCUUCUCAUGAUGCAGAUUGGGAUCAGUCCAUUGGUCAGGCCUAGCUGAGGUCUUUCUACAGAGGUCCUCCACAGGAGUUGGGAUUUGAGAAUGGAAAGGGCAAGAUCCUGGGUGCAGGACCAAAGCAAGGUAUCAUUUGAUGCAACUCUGAUCUCACAGGGCAGUUUCCCCUUCCUUGCAUGUCUGUUUAGUGAGAGUCUCAGCAGUAAAAAAAGUGCCUUUAGGAGAAAUCCUCCCUCGGGUAUGCUCCACUUCCCAUGCGCUCGAAAAUCUGAUUCAAGCUUUAGAUGAGGAGGAUCAGUUGUGGGCUGCAAAGACACAGCUACUGUACGGUAUCAUUAGUGCAUUGCCUUACCCUUGACGUCCCAUGGUACAUCCCAUGGUGUUGCAGGACAGUUGCUUUGGUCCCACUCACACACAGCCUUGACUUUGUCAUUCCAGUCCCUGUUGAAUCAAUGCCUGGUACUUGUUCUCAGGACUGCUCUGGCUCGGGCCAAGGGCAUCUCGUGCCUCUAUGCAAAAGAUGGUGCUUUCAGGUUUUAACUUACAAAUAAUGCAGCCCUUUCAAACUCACCUUUCCCCUCUCGUGUAUUCUUGACAGAAGUAGGAUUUUAAAUAUUUCAUAGCAUUAUUCUUUCUUCUUCCUUUUUGCCAGAUGCCUUGAAAACAUUGUCAGAUUACGAUCUGGGGGGGAUCAGGAAAGAUCGGUUUCCUUUCCUUCUUGAUUGCAUGGUGUAGGUUUGCAAUGAGGGUUUUGUCCUUUUUUCUUUUUUUUUUUUUUUUUUUUUUUUUUAGUCUUACAGAACAGAUGCCUUCAGUUUAUGCAGAGAAAGAUUGUCUAUGAUUAGAGCUAAUCCAGGAUGGCAGGAUUGGACCCCCACAGUGAAAGCUAGAGAAGUGAUUGCAAAAGUAUUCUGUUUCUCCUUUAUUAAUUGCACAGGAAGUUUCCACCGAAGGCUCAUGUGGCCCAACUGGCCUAUGUAAUAAGUAGCAGGGCCUGUAAUUACAGUCUGUCUUCUGAUACUAUCUGUGCUCUGACUUUCUAGGCACCGCAGUUCUAUUUACAUCUUGGUCUUUGUCACCUUUUAAAUUUUUGAUUGGUCACCAAGAGAAGGAGAGCACGAGCUGUGAGCCCUGUGGAGGUGCAGUGAGUAUAAACGAGGGAAUCCUCCUCCUUCUCAGGUAUCCGUCUGAUUUGGGACAUGGAACAGAGCAUGAGGAGCGGGGGGGAUUUUGCCAGCCAUGCAGCAGUGGAGGCAGGCUGUGUGCCAACUGGGUAUCUUUCAAGAUCUCAGAGUCUUUGUAGGACUGGAAAUUUGAACCUUUUACAGGUCUUAACUAGUGUACUCUCCUGUGAGGGAGUUUAACAGCAUUUCUUUGCUCAAAGCAGUUUCUACAGGAUUUGACCUUUUUUCUCUAUAAGAUUCAAGGUUUUAUCAUUGCAAAGAGAUCCUUCCCCAUAUGACAUCAGGAGGGAGAUGGCUUUUGGCAUCAUGCAGAGAAACUGGGUUAGAAACCCUGGUAUCAAUGUGUAAAGCAAGAGUAACUUGAGUUGGAGGGGGAAUGCAGUGAUUUACAUGUGGUUCAGUACCAAGUUCACCAGCUCUGAGCACCAGUGAGCACAGCCUCAAGCAGAUGAACUUGAUGGGGUGUCAGUCCUGAGAUCUGGAAGUAAGCAGUAAACGGUCUCCUCAUGGAAGUGGAAGUGUUUGAUGCUGGUCACUUUGGCAGUAAUCUCCUGUCUCUUUGGAAACGUGCACUAAAGUUAGGGUAAAGCUACAGAAUGGUGCUCCCCAGUCUUUUUCUUCAAGGCAGACUCCCAGUGCUAGGUUUGAUUAAGAGGAAUGAAAGCCAUUGGGCAAAUACUGUACUCUAUGCAAAAAAAAAAUUAACAAUCCACUAUGGAUACUUUAAGUGUCCAUUAAAGUGUUACACAAAUUGUCUCUUUUCUGCAGCUUGCACUGUUAUUUCAUUAUUUUUAGCCUGACUUCUGUUUAAAAAAAACUCCUCAAUUAUUUUUUAAUUUUUUGUAACUCUGCUUCUAAGAAAGUUGAUGCUUUAAAGGAAAAAAAAAAACUUAGUUUCAAACAUGGGUUUUUCAGGCUUCGAAAUUAAUAAUUUCUACACCUGACCCAGUUCCUGCAGCUGCCAAAAAAGAAAAGAGAAAGCUAUUUAAAUUUCUCAUAGAACCAUUUAUCUCUUAAAAUAUGCCAAGGCAAUUUGAGGUGGGGGUGGAGACUCAGCUAUUUAUCUCAGCAGCUUGAUUUUUCUCUUUAUGUUUCUAACUGUCAGGGGGAAAAAACCGGUAGGAAGCUAUUCUUGGGCUAUUAUUGAUGUAUUGUGUUGCCAUUAUGCAGGAUGUCUGCUUUGCUAUAUACGGAAGGACAUUAAUAAUAGCCAUCUCCCCUGCCCCCACCCUCGGUUCCUCUUUGGGAAGAUAUGGUUUAACUGGAGCAUCUGCUGUGUUCAAAUUGCUGCUCCUUCCUCCCCUUCCCCCAGUUUAUUCCCAAACUAGUUUUAGGAACCAGGGCUAAGGGAAUAAGGAGACAGAUUAUAUUUGCCGUUUUUCUGCCUACUCCUGUGGUUGCUCCAGGCAAAUAAUUUUCAUGCCGUGUACCUGUCUACCCUCUUCCUUCCCAUGUAUUGCCCCUGCUUUCAUGUUAAGUUCAUCAGUGCAAAGGAGAAAUGCUUUCUUGCUGUCUUUUUCUCACAAGGGCUGGCUGACAGAACAGGCUCAGCAACAGACCUCUGAUUUGUUAUUACCCAGCAUUUCAUAUCCAGAAACAUCAGUUUCAUUGUUUCCCAUUAGUAGGAAAACGUAUUCCCGUUCCCAUCCCUCCUGCCCCAGGUUUAAAACAUUUUUUGAGACUUUGAAGGGUCCUUCUGCUUGUUUAAAGACUUGGAUGCUUGUUUUAUUUUUGGAAGCAGAGUGUGUGGUGAACAGGAAUAGUUUAAUGUUUAAAAAACAGCUCCAGUUCAGCAUUCCCCUAGAGUGCGGGAAGUCCUGUCUCCGCAGGUCUGUGCCAGCAGCAUGACAGCCUGGAGAGCAAAGCCAACUUGAAUAGGCAAAAGAACUGGCCUGCCCCAUUUCAUCUGUGAGAAGAGAGAGGUGAAAAUAAUAAAUGUGGCAAAACAUAAAGGGCAGAAUUGCUCUGAUACUUUUUUAAUGGCUGUUCCUACAUCUCCUGCUAAUUCUGUUCCAUAGAAACUUUGCUUAUUCAGCAUUUUUGGUAAUCAGGACCACGUGCUUUUCAAUGGUAUCAUUUUUACUUGUCAUUUGUUGAGUCUUAGUCUUGCCUUGGUCCCCAUGGGCUUUGGAGCCACUUUGGUUUGAGCACUGAAUGAAAAGUUAGGAGCUCUGUCUAGGAAAGCUUACCUAGAAUUUAGAACCAGAAAAUGUGAUCAGAAUUUUUUCCAGUUCUGAUAUAGAGGAGUUUUCAGAAUUGGAAUCCUACAUGGGAGGAAUGCCUUCAGUGGAGGAAGUGCUUAGAUUUCAAAAUGAAAGGGAGAUGACCAUUCAGUGUAGUUUUGUGUUGCUUUUAUAUUCUUCCUUGGUGGUGGCCAAGGAGAAAAAUUACACACUCUGAAGUGUUCCCUAAACUAGAGCCAGAGCCCAGCAUCUCCUCUGCAACACUUGCUACAGCUUUCCACACUGCUGCAGCAUGGGAGUGAGGAAAGCCUGCUAACAGAGCAAGGUCCACCUCAUCCUCUCCAUGGCCAGCACUGCUCCCCGUGGUGAGUCUGCAUCCAGCCUAGGCCUUGAUCCUGCCUUCCUAGUGCAAGUAUUUUGCCAGAAUCAGCUGUUUUCUCUCUGCCAUUAGCUAUGGGACUGUGUGCAAUGAUGAGGAUUUGCAGAGAAGGAGAAGAUCCUGUUCCAAUUAGGCUGCCUUUGUGCUAAUGUUUCAUUCAGGGCUGUAUGAGAUAAGAGCAGUUUGCACUGAAAUGCACAGCCGGAGGUUGUAGUUUGCGUUUCAACUGUGUUGAGGUGGUGCCCAUUGAAAAUACAGAACUGGGGAACUUUUUUUUGCAUCUGCCACUGCUUUACUGACAGCUCUGUGUGGGCUGGAAAGCCAUUUCAGUUUGGCAAAUGGACAUUUUGUGCCUUGUCUCCAGAGUCUGAUCUAGUUCUUUGCUUUAUCCACCUAAAAAGUAGUAUUUCUAAUGUGCCUAAUGCUUAAGUAGCUAAGCAUCUCAGCAGAACAAGCAGCAAGGUGGCGAAUAGGCUACUGACAGAGCUGCCUUUACAAAAAAUGUAUUUCAAUUGCUUCAAUGUGUGCCUUUUCAGAGACCUGCCGUGCUCCUUUAUGGGCAGCAGAGAAAUAGCCCUAGUGCUGAGCAGGGAUGGAAACUAGGAGGAUGAUGGAGAAGAGAAACAAGAGGUUAAUGUUGAGCAUCUGUUCUGUAUUGGGAUAAACAAAGCAAUGGUCUAUCCCAUCAGCAUAUCUUGUCAUCUUGCUUAACACACCCUGUUGUCUCGUAGGCAACUGUUCUGUAGCAGAGGUACUCAGGUAUAUCUCCUCAAAUAUCUCUGUCUUAUCAGAACUCCAGAGUCAUUCAUAUCUGCAGAAUUUAUUCACUUAAUAUUGUCUCUUAUAAGCUCUCCAUCAUUCAUUUUUUAAAUAAUAUUAAAAGAGAAAAUUUCAAGGUGAACCAAAGGCUGGGUGUUUGAUUGGUGCUACUGUAUCAAAAAGGCUGAUAUGCUCUUACUUUCAAUCCUCAAAAUCAUGUUUAGCAAACUCUUCCCUGCUGUGAUCAGAGAGGAAAUGCAAGGUAUAUUGGAAAUUCAAGGUGUAUUGAAAAUGCAGAAAAGGGAAAGAUUUGAUGUUUUGAUGCUCAGUACUGCACCCCUGUGACCUCCUCUGUUGUCCCUCUGGAGAGUGAGAAAUGAGUAUUGGUAGAGGUAUGGGCAGAGCAAAAUAAUGCUUGGACUUUCUCUCAUGGUCUUGCUAGAAAGGAUCUCCCUUAGUGAGAUUUCAACUUCCUUAAGGGUCCUUUACUUUCCUGUGCUACAGCUUGUACUGUCAGAGAGACUGGAGAGCAGCUUCCAGUGCCUUCCCUCCAGUGAGUCAAAUGAGAGACCUGGAGUAAUAAUUCUGUAGUUCUAGUAACGACACUUUCCAGCCCAGAACAAAGAGCAGAGGUUCUUCAUGUGUCAGAGCCCAGUCUCUCACACUGGCUUUACCUGUGGGCUGAUACAAGGGGGUCUGAACCACACACAGGUCAUUCCAGAGGGAUUCUUCUUGGCUAAGUGCCCCAUGGAGACACCCUCAGAGGCUGGGAGAUUGACUUAGCUCUUUCAGACUGCAAGGAGGAAGUGCCCCCAGGAACGUAUUUGUCCUACAUAGCUGCUAUGCUUUGGCCUAUCCCUGCCAGUUGAAGACCUGUCUGCUCGAGGGUUCACCAGCAGUGAUCCUUAUUGGAUGUGCAGUAAUUCACAGUGGGUGGCUAGGCCAGGUUUGAAUGGUGUUUCAGCUUUAUGGUAGUUGUUGGCCUAGCCCUUGAGAUGGAGAAGGUUUUGCAUUGUGGCCUUUGUUGCAAUUGAGAGGGGAGCGUGACUGCAUCAGCAGACAGAGGCUCUCAGUGGUAUGGGAAGCAUCUUCCUUUUAAAUGUGAAUCUCUAGCCUAGGUAUCUGGGCAAGGAGGGGGCACAAGGAAGCAUUCCCUAUAUGAGGAAUGCCUGCUGCUGCACACUCUAUGCCCUCAGAUCCUAAUGAAGUAACAUUACUUGAGAUUUUAGGACUGGUCUCCUGUCUGUCAGAGCUUGGGGGUACCAGAGCUUUACUCCUUGCUGAGCAAAAGCACUACCCAAGUCUGUGAGGGGCCUAAUCCUGCUGCCAUUGGAAUUUUCCUGAAUCCUGUGAGUUGCUGAGUGCACCUCCUGUGAGCUGCUGAGUAGCCUUCCUUGUCAUUGAACCCAUCAGGCCACUUGUCUCCCUCACUGGCUUCUUCUGUAGGGCUUUGAGGGCACUCAGGAAAUGCAAUCAGCACCUUACAGGAUUGAUCUAGGCAAUAAAUGAAGUUUUUUCUCUGGUAACUUGUGUGCAUGAAUUAAAAAUCAUUUAUUCCAAUUUGUUCUGAGGACAGAUGCAGCAUAUACACAUUUUCUAUAUUUAUAAAUAUAUAUAGAUAUAUAUAUUUUGUUCUCGGCUAGUUACCUCUUCUAAACUGCAAUUUUCAGAGCAACCGGCAUAUAUUUUUUAUUCAACACUUAAAAUGACUUUUUACAGUAAGAGAAUGAAAGCUGUUUUAAGCAUGUGUUUUCUGUAUUUUUAUUAUGCAUUAUCCAAUUAUAUUGAGAUGUAUUUUCCUCUUGCUCUGCUCUUUCAGUUGUUAUCCUUUUUAUCAGUUAUGCUUUUCAAAUGUUUUGUAAGGGAAAAUAAAUAUGCAAAAUGGCCAGAUGCCUUUUUUCUUUGCAGAAGAAGUAUCACAAAUGCUUUUUUAUUACAUUUUACCAAUCCAAUAAACUCCUUAUAAAUUUCA
This is a messenger RNA of Manacus vitellinus (golden-collared manakin), 17056 nucleotides long. It is a transcript of the gene LPP, whose product is annotated as LIM domain containing preferred translocation partner in lipoma. The record is from RefSeq and is a predicted model, not a curated record. The transcript is spliced from 13 exons. Gene Ontology annotation, biological process: cell-cell adhesion. The coding region runs from base 346 to 2172 and encodes 608 amino acids. NCBI's taxonomy places the organism in Eukaryota, Metazoa, Chordata, Aves, Passeriformes, Pipridae. Gene Ontology annotation, molecular function: protein binding. Gene Ontology annotation, cellular component: focal adhesion; stress fiber.